CGAGCAGAAUAGACAGGCGCACUGUUUCAAGUACAAUCAACCAAUUCAUAGCGAUUCAUGGUAGUGAAUCAGCAACGGAGAUGCAUUGAGUCUACUCGUUUAACGUUACAGUAACUAGCUGCAAAACUGUUGUGACAGCAUGUACGCGAAUAAGUUUGGUCGCUUCACGUUAGGGCUGUACAGCCGGAAGACGGCCGCGGUGCCGUGCGGGGCUCCGAGCUGGACUGCGGUGUGUAAACAGCGGACACUGUGGCUGCAGAGGAGCGCCUGUCUGAACACCCAGCAAAAUACCGUGCCCUGUCACGUCAGUGCUCGGUCAGCCUCCCAAACCACAGUGGACCCCGAAGAGGUGAGGAGGUUCCAGUCUCUGGCCAGCAAGUGGUGGGACGAACAGGGAGAAUUCGCAGCUCUCCAUGCCAUGAAUGACCUGAGGGUGCCUUUCAUACGGGAUAAUCUGCUGAAUGUGCACAGAGUGCGUCACCCUGGAAAACCUCUCCGAGGACUCAGAAUACUGGAUGUCGGCUGUGGAGGAGGCCUGCUCACGGAGCCCCUAGGCCGCCUGGGAGCUAAUGUGUUGGGUAUAGAUCCAGUAGGCGACAGCAUCGGUACAGCCCAGCUGCACUCAUCCAUUGACCCGGACCUUUGUGAGUGUGUGUGCUACCGGGCCAGCACUCUGGAGGAGCUCGCAGCAGAAGAGGAUGAAGCAGAGGAGGAGCAGGGGGCGGGCCAGUUUGAUGCGGUCAUAGCCUCUGAGGUGGUGGAACAUCUAGCCGACCUGGAAACCUUCGCCUUCUGCUGCAACCAAGUGCUGAAGCUAGGCGGCUCACUCUUCAUCACUACUAUAAAUAAAACCAACCUGUCAUACGCGUUGGGUAUUGUUGUGGCCGAGCAGCUGCUGCACAUCGUUCCCAGCGGGACGCACGACUGGGAUAAGUUCAUCAGCCCUGUAGAGCUGGAGCGCCUCCUGGAGUCCAAUGGUUUCUCGGUGCAGUCUGUCCAAGGAAUGCUGUACAACCCGGUAUCAGGAGCCUGGAGCUGGACUGACAGCACUGCCAUCAACUACGCCCUCCACGCUGUCAAAGUGAGAGACGAUCCCCACACAGAGCAGGCUGGGGGGAGCAGCACCCACCCAGAGGACCACCACACUACAGCCACACACGGCUGAGCCAGACCACUGCAGAACGAGUCCGAAAAUGAAAAGAAAAUGCAUUCAGAUGAGCUGUAGUUGCAGAGUCACACUCUGAAUGAGAUUGCAUUAAGCUUUUGGUUUUCUGUCAGUGUUUGCUUCACUGUGAACCAGUUCUAGAAACAGUUUAAGAAACGUGGGUUUGACGAGCUGUACAAGGCAGCUGUGCAGCUUCUAAUUGUCUCACUCAGCAGAGCUAAAGCCAAACAGAGUUUAUGUUCACACAGUCAUCAUUUUCAGUAUAUGAAAUUUAAAUAUAAUAUAAAUAUAAAUUUGAAUCAUAUUUAUGUGGAAUAUUUUGUGAUUUGCCAUAUGUAUUAAAAUAAUGUAAUUUC
Molecule: messenger RNA, 1521 nt
Organism: Perca fluviatilis (European perch)
Lineage: Eukaryota; Metazoa; Chordata; Actinopteri; Perciformes; Percidae
Gene: coq3
Product: coenzyme Q3 methyltransferase
Biological process (GO): ubiquinone biosynthetic process
Molecular function (GO): 2-methoxy-6-polyprenyl-1,4-benzoquinol methyltransferase activity
Source: RefSeq, a predicted model, not a curated record